AUCGUUUUAAUAUCCUUAAGUUAUUUCUAAGUUAUUAAAUAAGCUUACAACUAUAAGGUAUGACUACAACCUUGAGCACGGAUGAUGACUUAGUGCCGACUGGGGUUCUCUUUUGCAGAUCACAGUCGCCAGAUUCGUACAGGCAGAAUGAUUUAUCACAAGAAACAGAGUCCAAAAAAAGGAAGAUGACAGACUUCUUCGCAAGUAGUAGUCCAAAGAAAGCGAACCUUGGCAAUAAUGCAAAUACGUCAAAUCAUCUCAUCUGUUUGCCAAGGGAGGAGCAGCCGAUAUUUUCUCUAGACAAUGGAGAUGAAUUUGGUAUAACGUUGCUACUUCAGCCACCUUUGCCACCUCCAAAUCCCCCAAGUAGCUACCCACCUAACCAGUGUAGACGAUGGUGGGUAAAAAAAGAGAAUGUCGCAUCAAUAAAGCUGAAUGAUGCUUUAAGUGAGAUUAAAGAUCUAUUUGAAUCAGAUCAUACGUUCACACUUCAAUACUUUGAUGGCAUCCAGCAAAUGCCAAUAGUUAAUGACAAAGACCUGCAAAGCUGUCUGCGUUAUUUUUCUGCUAAUGCAAGUAACGUGAAAUACAACACAAACCUGUGUCGCAUAUAUUUGGAGAAAAAAGUAACCAAGAUAAAAGAAUGCUUUAAGGCAUCUAUUCAGGUCGAGUCCAAGAAAGCAGCACUCACACGGGAGGUAACAGAUGCAGUGCUCAAUCGCACAGAUACAAGCAAAGAAAAGGGUAGAAAGAAGCGACGAGUAGAGGAACGACUAGAAGAGUUUUGUGCUCGAGUUCUGAGUAAACAUGGAGACAAGGCCAAAGUGAUAAACAAAGGUACAGUUCAAUGCCUCUAUGAGAAAUCCUGCAACAAAAACGUUGCCUGCAAAGAGUAUAAUAUCCAGAAUUUCGAAAAGCAUGUUAAAUCGUGCCACAGUUCUAAAACGACCCAUGGCGAAGAUAUAAGAAUGCUGCUAACAUUGAUAGCACAAAACCAGAAAAAAACAGUGCCAAUGUCAGAGGAGCCAGAGAGUCGUGCAGAGAAUUCCAAUGCAAAGAAUUCAGAUGCAGAGAGUUCAGAUGUUGAGGCAUUGGGCAUAGCAUGA
Messenger RNA from Exaiptasia diaphana, 1106 nucleotides. RefSeq lists its product as uncharacterized. The transcript has 3 exons. The record is from RefSeq and is a predicted model, not a curated record. Bases 60 to 1106 code for a protein of 348 amino acids. NCBI's taxonomy places the organism in Eukaryota, Metazoa, Cnidaria, Anthozoa, Actiniaria, Aiptasiidae.